Messenger RNA from Rhipicephalus microplus (southern cattle tick), 1003 nucleotides. RefSeq names its product transmembrane protein 45B-like. The record is from RefSeq and is a predicted model, not a curated record. NCBI's taxonomy places the organism in Eukaryota, Metazoa, Arthropoda, Arachnida, Ixodida, Ixodidae.
AACAGCAGCUGUCUCUAAGCGUGUCAUCGCCGUUCGUUUUUCGUCCGUUUCUUUGGUCAGCAUUACGGUACAGAACCCACGUGCGCCACUGAACUACAAGUGCGAAGUAGGAGCCACCUCCAACGUCACCGUCGUCCAGUGGUUCUUGAACAACCAUGGGCACCUUCAUAGGCCACGCAAUUCCCGGAACAUUCCUCUUCAUUUUCGGUACAUGGUGGGCUUUCGCGAUGUGGCGCAACUACAUCCGCAGCAGGCAGAACAAACAACCCUUCGCAUGCCGUUGCUCGUACCCGGUGCCGUGCCUCUCACGGAAGUUCAGCAUAGAAGGCAUCUUGAAGAUCGUCACCUGUUCCUACGGCAUCGCCAGCGAGGCUCACGCUAUAACGGCACUAGGUGGCACCGAAGACGCGGCAGUCACCCAGCACAAAGCAUGUACGCGUUUUAUCUUCUCAGCGGCAUCGUGGACGUCUUGUACAACGCCGGGUUCCCGUUUCCGCGGCACACGGACUACGUGUCGCUGCUGCUUGCCGUCGCCUCGGAGGGCCUGCUUUUCUACUUCCACGUGCACGGAAGGCCGCCCCUAGACGUCAUGGUGCACACCCUCUUGGUGUACACCAUAGCCGCGGUGGUGGUCUGCAUCAUAGCCGAGAUGUGUCGGCCGCAGAGCGUACUGGUAUCCCUGGGUAGAGCGUACUUUUGCCUCUUGCAAGCCACUUGGAUAUGGCAGAUCGCCUUCAUCCUCUACGGCCACAAUCCCUGGGACGUGGACAGCCAUAUGGCCAUGAUGUUGGCUGCCAGCGCAUUCGCGUGGCACAUGAUGGCUGUGUUAGUCUACGUUGGUGUGCUGGGUGCUGUGGCGCUGGUGGUGAAUCGAACGUUCGGGAGGUUCUGCCACGACGUCGUUUCGGGAGAUGUGGAUGGGGCUGAUGACCUCGGUGAAUUAUUAAUAAAGCGUGACAUCCGAAGUCGACCUGAACGUGGUUCUGGAGAGGAUACCUGGUGA